Messenger RNA from Botrytis fragariae, 1764 nucleotides. RefSeq names its product putative ankyrin repeat-containing protein. The coding region runs from base 1 to 1764 and encodes 587 amino acids. The transcript has 3 exons. Gene Ontology annotation, biological process: nucleoside metabolic process. Gene Ontology annotation, molecular function: catalytic activity. The record is from RefSeq and is a predicted model, not a curated record. Lineage: Eukaryota; Fungi; Ascomycota; Leotiomycetes; Helotiales; Sclerotiniaceae.
AUGGCGUCCCGUGACGACUACUUGGUUGGAUGGAUUUGCGCGCUGCCCAUAGAGGUAGCAGCAGCUAAAGCGACACUUGAUCGCAUUCAUGACAACCUACCUUGGUAUCAGAAUUUGGACAACAACAAUAAUUAUAUUCUAGGGAGUCUCCAAAGUCACAAUGUCGUUGUUGCAUAUCCGAAGGUCGGCGUUUAUGGUAAGACAUCAGUAGCGGGCAUAGCUACACAGCUGCACGCGAGUUUCCCAUCUGUUCGGUUCAGACUGAUGGUUGGAAUUGCGGGAGGAGUGCCAGAAACGAAGGUGGAUAUUCGUCUUGGCGAUAUCGUUGUAAGCAGAUCGGCAGCUGGCUGGCCGGGUGUCGCCCAAUACGACGCGAACGGGAAGCGAGCGGAAGAUGAGUCUAUUCGCGGCAGAGUGUUAGCUCAGCCAACACCGUUACUUCUCACAGCUAUAGGCAAGGCCGAGACAGCCGCCAUUUUCGAUGAAAGUCAGAUGUCCCAGUACAUCUCCAAGAUCAUACGGAAAGACCCUGUCACCUUUGUCCAUCCAGGCUCCGUGCAAGACAUUCUCUUUGACCCGAAUUGUGAACAUACGAUCAUCACAUCCGAAGAAAACGGAUGCAAUCAUUGCAACCCGGAUAUGAUCCGACCCCGGCAACCACGUGAGAACCAUGACCCUAGAGUUCAUUAUGGACUGAUUGCGUCCAGUCAUCAUUGGAUGCGCGACGGAGCGAUUCGGGAUAAAUUGGCGCGUAAGCAAAACAUCCUCUGUUGGGAGACGGAGGCAGCUGGCCUGAAGGAUGUCGCCCAGUACUUAGUCAUACGAGGAAUUUGCGAUUAUGCAGAUUCACACAGUGGCGAGCUCUGGCACGCCUACGCCGCGGUAGCUGCUGCAGCAUACGCAAAAGAGGUUCUUUCCUUUAUUCCCGCAGUUCCCAAGGUGAUACCUCUUGCAACAAGUAGAUAUGUCGAGGCCAGGCCGGUGCUUGACGCUUUGCUCUUGACCAGACCCGAAGUUGACCGAAAAUCACUUAUUGCAUUGAAAGGGCGUAGAGUUGACGGCACCUGCGAAUGGCUUACGCAACACCCCAGCUAUCAAGAAUGGCUGGCAGACGCCGGUCAGCCACUCCUCUGGAUCUCAGGUGGUCCCGGAAAAGGAAAGACCAUGCUGGCAAUCUAUAUUACUGAAGUACUACAGCCAGUGAUUGACGCCGCCGGAAAUGUUCUCCUUUACUACUUCUGUAGUAAUCGUGAUAAGAACCGCAACAGCGCAUUGACCAUCAUGAGAGGCAUUAUACAUCAAUGGAUCAAUCUUUGUCCACAUCUGGCACAAUAUAUCAAGCACUCCUUUGAGGGAACCGAAACGACCAAAUAUACUCCACCUAUUUUGGAGAACAAACUCGGUCAAUAUCAGCGGAUCAAGUUAGAUGACUCCGAUACAGAGGUUUCGCAUGAUGUCCAGAGAUAUAUUUUCGCCAAAGUUGCUGAACUAGCAUCUGAGCAAAAUCUUUCUGAAGAAAAGGUUGCGCAUAUUCAACAGGCCUUGUUGGCUGGCGCUGAUAGUACCUUUCUAUGGGUUGGAUUCGUUGCCAAUGAGCUUCUAGGCAGGGACUGGGACAAAAUUAAUGAAAUUCUCGGUCGUGUCCCCAAAGGCCUUGGUGGGGUCUACCAGCGGCUGCUUCAGCAAAUUGACGACAAGGAAGCUUUGGUCCCUAUUUUUCAAUGGAUUGUUCUCGCUGCCCGACCCCUCACACAACUGAAGUGA